Molecule: messenger RNA, 2093 nt
Organism: Erigeron canadensis
Lineage: Eukaryota; Viridiplantae; Streptophyta; Magnoliopsida; Asterales; Asteraceae
Product: protease Do-like 9
Exons: 9
Coding region: 104-1789 (561 amino acids)
Biological process (GO): proteolysis
Molecular function (GO): protein binding; serine-type endopeptidase activity
Source: RefSeq, a predicted model, not a curated record
AGAAACAAUGAAUAUCGAUUUCUAGUUCUGUCAUCCCUCCUUCCUUCCCACCCCCAACAUAAAAACAUCCUUAAUCCCCCCAAAAAAUUUUGAAAAACAAAACAUGGAAAAAAACACAAGAAAACGCGGUCUGAAAACCAAACAAACAAUCGAUUCACAACCAAACCCUAACCCAAUAACAACCACCACCACCACCCCCGCCGCCGACGUCGAAACAACCACCACCCGCCGUGUUUCAAAACGCCGGAAAAACGAAAAACCCAGUGACGUCACAACCAUUAAGUCACCCGACAGGAGGUCAUCAAGGUACAAGAAUGACCAUAGUACAAAUGUCGGUGACUAUGAUGAUGAUGAUGAUGACGUGGCAGGGAAUGUGGGAAAGGCAGUACCAUCAAUGGAUGCUGUUGUGAAAGUGUUUUGUGUUCAUACCGAGCCGAAUUUUUCGUUACCGUGGCAACGAAAACGACAGUAUAGUUCGAGUAGUAGUGGGUUUAUAAUAAGUGGGAGGAGAGUGUUGACGAAUGCGCAUUCGGUUGAGCAUUAUACGCAGGUUAAGGUUAAGAAACGCGGUUCGGAUACUAAGUAUUUGGCUACUGUUCUUGCUAUUGGGACCGAAUGCGAUAUUGCAAUGCUGACUGUGAGCGAUGAUGAAUUCUGGGAAGGAAUUUCACCCUUGGAGUUUGGAGACUUGCCUGCAUUGCAAGAUGCAGUUACUGUUGUUGGCUAUCCUAUUGGAGGAGACACAAUCUCGGUGACCAGUGGGGUUGUGUCUCGCAUAGAGAUUUUAUCUUAUGUUCAUGGAUCAACUGAGCUUCUCGGUUUGCAGAUCGAUGCUGCUAUAAACUCUGGUAAUUCUGGGGGCCCUGCCUUUAAUGAUAAGGGAAAGUGUGUCGGUAUUGCAUUUCAGUCUCUUAAACAUGAAGAUGCAGAGAACAUUGGUUACGUCAUACCAACCCCAGUUAUCAUGCAUUUUAUUAACGACUAUGAGAAGAAUGGAGAAUAUACAGGGUUCCCAAUUCUUGGAGUUGAGUGGCAAAAGAUGGAAAACCCAGAUCUGCGUAUGUCAAUGGGAAUGGGUAAUGAGCAUAAAGGUGUGCGUCUAAAAAGAAUCGAUCCUACUGCUCCGGCUUUUAAGGUCUUGAGUUCUUCUGACAUAAUCCUCAGCUUUGAUGGGGUUAAUGUUGCUAAUGAUGGAACAGUUCCCUUCAGGCAUGGAGAACGUAUCGGUUUCAGUUACCUUGUUUCACAAAAAUAUAGUGGUGAUAAAGUUUUUGUAAAAAUACUUCGUAAUUCAAAGAUACGUGAGUUCAACAUAGAACUUGCAACACAGACUCGACUGAUACCAGCGCACAUUGAAGGCAAGCCCCCCUCCUAUUACAUUAUUGGAGGACUUGUAUUUAGUGCUGUAUCUGUGCCAUAUUUACGUUCCGAGUAUGGAAAAGAUUAUGAUUUUGAUGCUCCAGUAAAGCUAUUGGAUAAACAUCUACAUGCCUUGGCAGAAUCUGUUGAUGAACAACUUGUUGUAAUUUCUCAGGUUCUUGUGGCUGACAUUAAUAUUGGGUAUGAAGAAAUAGUAAAUACGCAGGUUCUUGCCUUCAACAACAAGCCAGUCAAGAAUUUGAAAAGUUUGGCGGAUAUGGUGGAAAGCUGUAGUGAAGAAUUCUUGAAGUUUGACCUCGAAUAUCAACAGAUUGUUGUUCUGCGGACCGAGAUGGCGAAGAAAGCAACUCAAAAUAUCCUUUUAACACAUUGUAUACCAUCAGCCAUGUCUGAUGAUCUCAAGUCAUGAAGAGUGGGCUAGCAAGAAUCAGUAUAUCACAAAUAUUCUAUGAUGUAACUGCUUCCUCAUAGUAUUCUGGAUCCUAUCAAUUUCACAAAGACCGUUCUGCUUCAACAUGGAAUUAAUGAAGUCGACAACUGUAAUAUCUGGUAAGCAACAUGGGUGACUAAUCCUAGAUUCUGUGCUUUUCCAUUAUGAGUUUUGUUCCUAACAAAUUAUCAGAGGUAGCAAAUCCUUAACAGUUUUGAUGGUGUAUUACUUUUGACAUUAUUGUGUAACAGUUUAUUUUAUGCAUUGGAAAUUUUCAUUGGAA